AUGUACACAGUCCAGAUAGUCUCAUUACCGCAUUUCUAUCUCAAGGCUGUGUCUUUGGAGCAGCUUCUGGGAGCAGGGGACGGCAAGUGGCAGCAUACAUUCCACGCUCAGGGGCAGUGGAAUGAAACAGUUGAGCUUUUUCGCGCUAGGAUGCCCUUACGAAAACAUCGCUGUCGGUUCAAAAGUUACGAACAUUGCUUCACAGCGGCCGAAGCUGUGGAUUGGCUACAUGAGCUGCUGAGGUGCAGUCAAAACUUUGGCCCUGAAGUGACCCGUAAACAAACAGUGCAGCUUCUAAAAAAAUUCCUGAAGAACCAUGUUAUUGAAGACAUCAAGGGAAAAUGGGGUCAGGAAAAUUUUGAAGACAAUGGUCACCUGUACAGAUUUCCCCUUUCCUCACCCCUGAAACCAUAUCCAAAGAGGCCCCCGUGCCAAAAAGAUGUUGUUAAAUUUCCACAGUGGAAUGAACCCCUACCAGGCACUUCCCAGGAGAACAUCCCAGCGAGGCCAGUGGUGAUGAAUUCUGAGAUGUGGUUCAAGCGUCACAGCAUUGCUAUUGGAGAGGUGCCAGCUUGCCGUCUCGUUUACCGCAGACAGCUGACAGAGGCCAACGUAGAAGAGAUAUGGAAGUCUAUGACAUUAUCGUAUUUACAGAAGAUCCUUGGCCUAGAUUCUUUAGAAGAAGUUUUAGACAUCAAACUUGUCAAGUCCAAGUUCAUCAUACAUAAUGUAUAUAGUGUGAGCAAGCAGGGAGUUGUUAUCCUUGAUGACAAGUCAAAAGAACUUCCUCAUUGGGUAUUGUCAGCAAUGAAGUGUUUGGCAAAUUGGCCUAAUUGUUCAGAUUUGAAGCAGCCUGCAUACUUAGGAUUUGAAAAAGAUGUCUUUAAAACUAUAGCAGAUUACUAUGGUCACUUGAAAGAACCUCUGCUUACUUUUCAUCUCUUUGAUGCCUUUGUCAGUGUUUUAGGUUUGUUACAGGAAGAGAAAAUAGCCAUCGAAGCAUUUCAGGUUUGCUGCCUCCUCCUGCCACCUGAAAAUAGGAGAAAGUUACAGCUGUUGAUGAGGAUGAUGACAAGGAUUUGCUUAAAUAAGGAGAUGCCACCACUCUGUGAUGGUCUUGGCACUCGGACACUGAUGAUUCAGACAUUUUCUCGUUGCAUCUUGUGUUCCAAGGAUGAAGUGGACUUGGAUGAGUUAUUAGCUGCUAGGUUGGUGACAUUUCUGAUGGACAAUUACCAAGAGAUUCUGAAAGUCCCUUUGGCCUUGCAGACCUCCAUAGAGGAGCAUGUAGCUCACCUACGAAGAGUGCAGAUAAAGUACCCAGGAGCCGACAUGGAUAUUACCUUAUCUGCUCCAUCAUUUUGCCGUCAGAUCAGUCCAGAGGAAUUCGAAUACCAAAGAGCGUAUGGCUCUCAGGAACCUCUGGCAGAUUUGUUGGAGGAAGUUAUAACAGAUGCCAAACUCUCUAGCAAGGAGAAGAAGAAAAAACUGAAGCAGUUUCAAAAAUCCUAUCCUGAAGUCUACCGAGAACGAUUUCCUACACCAGAAAGUGAGGCACUUCUGUUUCCUGAAAAAUCAAAACCAAAACCACAACUGCUAACAUGGGCACUAAAAAACCCCUUCCAGCCAUUCCAAAGAACUAGAAGUUUUCGGAUGUGA
This is a messenger RNA of Pteronotus mesoamericanus, 1659 nucleotides long. It is a transcript of the gene DEPDC1B, whose product is annotated as DEP domain containing 1B. The record is from RefSeq and is a predicted model, not a curated record. NCBI's taxonomy places the organism in Eukaryota, Metazoa, Chordata, Mammalia, Chiroptera, Mormoopidae. The transcript is spliced from 11 exons. Bases 1 to 1659 code for a protein of 552 amino acids. Gene Ontology annotation, biological process: intracellular signal transduction; positive regulation of Wnt signaling pathway.